Molecule: messenger RNA, 1399 nt
Organism: Cucumis melo (muskmelon)
Lineage: Eukaryota; Viridiplantae; Streptophyta; Magnoliopsida; Cucurbitales; Cucurbitaceae
Product: WRKY transcription factor 71-like
Exons: 4
Coding region: 185-829 (214 amino acids)
Biological process (GO): regulation of DNA-templated transcription
Molecular function (GO): DNA-binding transcription factor activity; sequence-specific DNA binding
Source: RefSeq, a predicted model, not a curated record
GAGUAACCAAAAAGAAAAACUACCAUAAUUCUCAACACAUCUCUCUCAAACAAAGGAGAAAUGAGAAAAGUUUAAGAGCAAAAAGUUUGGGGGGUUUUUGUUUUUCUUUUUUAUUCUUCAAACAUCUUUAAAAAAAAAAAAAAAAAAAACCCUAAUUUUUGUUGAUCAUAUUGUUUGAUUUUCAAUGUCAAAUGAUGAAGGGAAAAAUGUGUACCAGCAGUAUGAUCCAUUUCAAUACAACCAAUUGGAUAUGAACCGUUCGAUCUUCCAUCAACAAGCUGCAGCGGCGGCGUUGGAUCCUGGCUUGAUGAGUUUCACUAAUUUCUUCGAUACCAGCUCUUUGGAUUAUAAUAGCCUGUCGAAGGCGUUCGAUGUGUCGUGCUGUUCAUCUCAAGUCAUUUCUGCAGUGGACGACAUGUCGAAAAAGAAGGCUUCAACGACAACCCCAAAUUCUUCAGUGUCGUCUUCAUCUAAUGAAGCUGUAGUUGAAGAGGAUUCAGUGAAGAGCAACAAAUUAGAAGACAUAAAAGGGCGGUGCGAGAAUAAAGAUGAAGAAAAGUCUAAGAAACAGAACAGCAAUUUAUCAAAAAAGAAAGAGAAACGGCCGAGGGAGCCCCGUUUUGCUUUCUUGACUAAGAGUGAGAUUGAUCAUCUUGAAGAUGGAUAUAGAUGGAGAAAAUAUGGUCAGAAAGCAGUUAAAAAUAGUCCUUACCCCAGUGCAGUACCCUUUCUUGCAUCCAAAGCUUUAGAGGAGCAUGAAUCUUUUUGUCUUACUAUUCCUUAUCCCAAGUUCUUUCCGAUACUUGUUUCAUGUAAGAAGCUACUAUAGAUGCACCAGCCAAAAAUGUGUAGUGAAAAAACGAGUUGAAAGAUCAUAUCAAGAUCCAUCUGUGGUGAUUACUACAUAUGAAGGCCAACACAACCACCAUUGCCCAGCUACACUCCGAGGCCAUUCUGCAGGGAUCAUGUCGUCUCCAUUCUACGCAUCGGCAUCAACAUCAGUAACAGCAGCCUCAUCCGGGCCUACGCUUCCCCAAGAACUCUUCUCACAUUUGUUACCAACCAAUAACUGCCAAAACGACCCGGCCUCAAUGAUGUACCAAAAUCUAAGCCUUCAACAACACCUUCAAAUGCCUGAUCAUUACGGUUUGUUGCAAGAUUUAUUCACUCAAAAAUAGGAGAUCUUUAUACAAGUCCUAUACUUUGUAUGAGAAUUCUAUAUUGUGUAUAAAUUCGUUUUCUUCCAGCUUUCCUGCCUCUUGUAUUAGGAUAAACCCUUGGAGAGUUGAGAUUUUCUUAGAGUCUAUAUAUUUUACUAUAUACGUUAUGUAUCUAACAUAUAAUGGAGGGGUCAGAACCUGUGUACUAAGUUUACUAUAUGCCAUAUUAUUUUUGCAUU